This is a messenger RNA of Physeter macrocephalus (sperm whale), 478 nucleotides long. RefSeq names its product transcription elongation factor A protein-like 8. The transcript has a single exon. The record is from RefSeq and is a predicted model, not a curated record. Bases 125 to 478 code for a protein of 117 amino acids. NCBI's taxonomy places the organism in Eukaryota, Metazoa, Chordata, Mammalia, Artiodactyla, Physeteridae.
AUCCUUUCAGGACUCUUGGUCUUUUGGAAGCAACCCAAAUCGAGUGAGGGAAGAGGGAGGAAAAUCCCCUGGAUCCCUGCAGGGUUAAUUUAUUCAAAAAGGAAAUAAGAGAAAAAUUCUCAACAUGCAAAAGUCUUGUGAAGAAAAUGAAGGAAAAGCACAGAACAUGCCAAAGGCUGAGGAAGACUGCCCUAUGGAAGCUGUACCACAGGAGGCAGAAAGAAAUCCUCAACUUUCUGAAGAAGGUGUAAGCCAGGAAGCAGAAGGAAACCUUAGAGGAGGGCUGACUCAGCCUGGUCAGGAAUAUAAAGAGGACACUCCGGUUAGGCAUUUGGACCCAGAAGAAAUGAUAAGAGGAGUAGAUAAGUUGGAAAGGCUUAGGGAAGAGAUAAGAAGAGUAAGAAACAAGUUUAUGAUGAUGCUCUGGAAACAAAGACAUUCACGCAGCCGUCCUCAUCCUGUGUGCUUUAGGCCUUGA